UACAGCUGCACGUACGACGUACGAACACGCAAAUAGUGGCUGUACUUAGACAUGUGUUCUAACCGCGUACCAAAUGGUUUUUAUCACAUUUUAAGCAUACUGGUAAUUCCAGGCUUUGCAUAUUUCGUGGCAGAUCUUCUAAGUACACAAAUAGAAUAAAAUGUGCUUGUUUUAAAGUAAUGAGUACAGCGCACUAACCGAACUGUCAAAAAAUCAACAUGCAACGUUACUGUCUUCCAAAUCAGAGGUCAGGACAACGUGUCCGGCUAUGAACUGCACGCGCUCACUGCUGCUGGCCAGGGUCCUGGCUGCGCUGGCCCCUCGCAGUCCGGCUCCUCGUUCACCGUCCGCACUUCACACAGCCUCUGCUGGGCUCUUCAGAAGCAAGCAUGCCAGCCUUGGGCAGCGCGCGACGCGCUUGCCCUCCAGAUGCUUCCACUCCAGCGCAAGACGUCCAGACGCCAAACCUGCCCCCUCCUCUGAGCGCUCCAACCAGGAGGGGGAGUCGUCUCACACUGGCGCAGGCAAGACCUUGGUCACCUAUGAGGACCUGUUUGAACGGGCGGCCCGGGACUCCAGAACCAAGGCCACGUUCACCCGGGUCCUCGAGGUCUUCUGCAAGGAGGACGUGCGCCGGCGGGGUCACGUGGAGUUCAUCUACGCUGCCCUGAAGAAGAUGCCGGAGUUCGGAGUGGAGGGGGAUCUGUCCGUCUACAACAAGCUGCUGGACGUCUUCCCCAAGGAGGUGUUUGUGCCUCGCAACUACAUCCAGCGCAUGUUCAACCACUACCCCCGACAGCAGGAGUGUGGCGUGCAGCUGCUGGAGCACAUGGAGAACUACGGCGUCAUGCCCAACGUGGAGACGAAGGUCCUUCUCGUGCAGAUCUUCGGGGAGAAGGGUCACCCCAUGCGCAAGUACCAGCGGCUCAUGUACUGGUUCCCCCGCUUCAAGCACGUGAACCCCUACCCGGUCCCGAGAGAGCUGCCCCGGGACCCUGUGGACCUGGCGAGACUCAGUCUGCAGAGGAUAGCGGGAGACCUGGACGCCAGGGUCACGGUCUACGAGAUGCCCUCCACAGACCUCUCUGAAUGUGGUGAAGAUUCAUCUCAGCUCUAUGUCGUAGGGAUUCAGAGCCCCGAUCAGCAGACACUCUUGUCAAAGCACAACCCCGAGAGGCCCGUGUUUGUGGAAGGACCCUUUCCGCUGUGGCUGAGGAAGACCUGCGUCUAUUUCUACACACUCCGAGCUGACCCGCUGCCGCCCGAGGAAAAGGUUGAAGAGCCCGUCGACCCAGAGAGGAGCUUCUUUUAUCCUCUGGAGCUGGACUUGGACCUGGACCGGGACCUGGGAGACGACGAUGACUUUGACGUGGACGAAGUGGAGGAGGGCCCCGUGUUUGCUUUGUGCAUGGCCAGCUCUGGAGAUCAGGCGACCCUCAGCAAGUGGAUCUCCGGGCUCCAGGAAACAAACCCCAUCCUGGGCCGCACCCCCACCGUAUUCCGGCUGAAUUCCGGGCCCCGGGAGAUCCAGACUUCCUCCGAACCGGAGCGCAAGGAAGACCAGAACCUUUUACAAAGCCGGAAAAUGACACAAUGAUGGUGCGGGUCCAAAUAAAUAUUGAGGAUUAAACGACCGACAACGUUGGGAGUAUGGAGUAGAGAGUGUGACUGAACAUCAGCAGCACAUGCAGGGUUAUGCUUAUGCCACUCAGGACUCUAAAACACUGGUUUCACUGACAUCGAUUAGUCUUGGACCUCCUAAUGUUACCGAGGUAACGGAGCCCAAGGCUAGUGGAAAUCGGGGUCUGUGAAACCAGCCGACCUUUCGAUUUGUCCUCAUCUCUUUAAAGUUGCAGAUUUCAAGUUAUUUGUAACAUUUUAAAAAUCUUUUUAGGAGCUGAGAACAAUUAAAAAAAAAAGCAAAUUAUUAGUUCAAAUUAAGGGUUUAGUUAAGUAAUUGAGAGCUCAGUUGGAAUGAAAAUGUGAUUGUGAAUAACAUCUGUUUAACCCUUUAAGCUAGACAAGGCAUUGAACGCUUGUUCAAAACGGUUUCUUCUUCAAACACAUUUUGAGAGGGACUCGAGCAUCACAAGGAGGAAGCUGGCCAGUCGGAUGACCGGAUCCAACCUGCCUGUCUGUCAGUACAUUUUAAACCCUGUUUCGUGCACCGCAUUGCAAAAAAAUCAGAAAGUUAGUAUAAUUUUUAUUUAUUUGUGGGACACGUGUGUUCCCUUGUACCUUAAAGGGUUAAACUCUGAUUUGCAUAAUGUUUGUCGUGCAACAAGGGGGUUAAUUUGGAGCAAGGUGCAGUCGGUGAUGCCUUCAAAUCAGAUUUACUGUUCGAAAUCAAAACCAGCCUAGGACAGAUAGCAUGCAAUUGAUCAUGUAUGCUCAGGUUAGGUUUAUCUCAAUGCAUUGAAAUGUAAAAAAACAAAUGGGGCUUCACCCUUUUCAGAUCUUAAUCUCUUUGGAGUAAAUAAAAUCUGAACAAUC
Molecule: messenger RNA, 2493 nt
Organism: Acipenser ruthenus (sterlet)
Lineage: Eukaryota; Metazoa; Chordata; Actinopteri; Acipenseriformes; Acipenseridae
Product: evolutionarily conserved signaling intermediate in Toll pathway, mitochondrial-like
Exons: 8
Coding region: 269-1597 (442 amino acids)
Cellular component (GO): mitochondrion
Molecular function (GO): protein binding
Source: RefSeq, a predicted model, not a curated record